GCAUCGAUGAACAUAUUGAACGAAUGCGGAAGCGUCCCGAAAGCUAUUGAAGUAGUGUCAUCUGUCAAGUGUUGUGUUGCACGCUGAACUGCGUACAUAUCUCUGGCAGUAUCAGUCCGAGUCGACCAUAAUAGUGUUGUGCUAUGGCCGCGUUCAGCACCUCAACUGGGAGACCCUACCACAUCAUCAUCUUUGGUGCUACGGGUUUUACGGGACAGUUUGUGGUGGAGGAAGUGGCGCGCACUGCAUCUGAGGGUCCGAAAGGGAGUCUGAAAUGGGCCGUAGCCGGGAGGAGCAGACCCAAACUGGAAAAAGUUCUGGAGCAGGCAGCCGGAGCUCUCAGUAAGCCAGAGCUGCAGUCAGAAGUCUCUAUCAUCGUUGCGGAUGUCAGUGAACCGGACUCAUUGGCUGCCAUGUGCAAACAGGCGGUCAUUGUGCUGAACUGUGUGGGACCUUAUCGAUUCUUUGGUGAACCUGUUGUCAAGGCAUGCGUCGAGAAUGGAGCACAUUGUCUCGAUAUCUGCGGAGAACCACAGUUUCUGGAGAGUAUGCAGUUAAACUACCACGACCAGGCUGCUGAGAAGGGGCUUUACAUUGUGGGAAGCUGUGGUUUUGACUCCAUUCCUGCAGACAUGGGUGUUAUUUACACCAGGGACCAGUUUAAAGGGACACUAACAGCCGUUGAGAGCUUUUUGACUGCAAGCUCCGGGCCAGAGGGAGGCUCCAUCCAUGAUGGCACCUGGCAGUCAGCUAUCUACGGCUUUGCAGACAGCCACAAGUUACGCAGCCUCAGGAAAAAGUUUGGUCACAAGCCUCUUCCUGUGGUGGGGGCUAAAAUUAAAAGGAGGGGUGCGCUGUUUUUUAGUGAUGAAGUUCAGCAAUAUGCAAUUCCCUUCAUGGGUACAGACCCAUCAGUGGUGAAGAGAACCCAGCGCUAUUUACAUGAAGAACUCCAGGAGUCUCCGGUUCAGUAUGGAGCGUAUGCCGGUGUUGGCGGCAUUUCCAACAUUAUUAAACUCCUCUUUGCUGGAUUGAUGUUCUGGUUUCUUGUGAAGUUCAGCUUUGGCAGAAAUCUCCUUGUUAAGUUUCCAGAGUUUUUCUCUUUCGGCUUCUUUUCCAAAGAGGGUCCAACUAGAAAGCAGAUGGAGGGUUCUUCUUUCCGCUUUGCUUUUUAUGGAGAAGGUUACAAUAAAGGUCAGGACCCCACUGAGGGCAAACCUAACGCUAAGAUCCGGACUCUAGUCCAAGGACCAGAGGCUGGAUAUGUCGCUACCCCAAUUGCUAUGGUUCAAGCAGCCAUUACCAUGCUGAAUGAAUCUGAUUCCCUUCCUAAAACGGGCGGUGUGUACACUCCAGGAGCAACAUUCGCCAAAACCACCCUUGUCGACCGCCUCAACAAACAUGGCAUCCAGUUCUCUGUCCUCUAAGUAAGAUUAAAGGGCUUCAACUGGCCUGGCUCAAACAUCUGUCUUCUGAAGCACUUAUUCAUUUGCUUGCUUGAAUGUAGAGAAAUCUGUUGUUAUCUGGAGCUUCCUCAGCUAACUUGCAGUGUUUUCCAGUGUAGUGUCUAGCUUGCAUAUAGUAGACUGGGCUGGAUUUGCAAGCAUGCACUCUGCUCAAAUGGCUGAGAAAUUUGCACCAAGAGUGAGGCACAAACCUUAUGAGAUCCCUCCUUAUGAACACACAUAUAAUUUCCUGUUUCGAUUUGAGAGUUUGAAAUGUUCAUUUGUAUUUUUUCCCCUGUUAUAUUUAUCACAAAAAUAAAUACUUAUAAAGAUGACAGACAUCUCUAAAAACAUUUUUGUAAUAAUAUAUUAAAAUAGUUGUGAAGCCUAUUUGAAAGGUUGGAAUCUUAGUUUAUUUUCUAAAAGAUUACAGAAUGAUAUAAUGCAGUUUACUGGAAUGACUGGUCUGGAAGAUGAACUUAUUGCCUGCUUUUGUUCUGGUUGAUUUCAAACUAAAUAAAGAUCAUAUCAAACGAUGUGCUUGGAUGAAAGUAUAUAUUUAAGAGUUGAAUGAGACAUUUUGAUAAUAAAUAAAAAAAAGUAUGUGAAGCUACAGUAAGUCAUUUUGGAAUCCAAGUAAAUAAUUUUAUUGUCAUCCUGUAAUCAACAAGUAAAAGGCUCAUAGGGCGCUAAGUUUAUGAAGAAUUAUUGUUGUUUUAUUGUCAGGACCAAAUUCCAGACUUUUCUCUCUUUCGACGUACAAUUUUUUUGAGAGUAUUUAUGCACUGUUCCAACUGCUCAGCGAAGUCCUGCAAGAGAUAAGUGUUCAUCCACAAACAGUUUGAGACCCAGCAGGUCUGCUUCCUCCUACAGAAAUAGAAUUGCACAAAGACUGUUUCUCUCAACCCUGAAAUGUAUUUUGCAGUCAAACCAAUAUACCUUGGCAAAGCAUUUGCCCCCAAUGGUCUUUGCUGGUAUACACAAUUAUUUUGCUUAUUAAAAUGAUUAAGCCGAACACCUGAGUGAAAAGGCUGAUUGAAUUUUAUUUUCUGGCCUAUGAGGUUCAAUAGAACCAAGCCAGGUGGGGACUGUGCACUUACAUUGUGAUUGUGUUUGCACAGUCACUGUAGUUUCCCCCCUGACAGGGGUCAUGCUGUGGUAGAACACUUUUAAGGCUAUGGCAAACUCAGCAUCACAGCUGGGUCUUAGGCUCCCUCUUCUUUCCAGUCAACCACAGCUAUUCUCCACACCUGUGGCAGAAAUGAGGGAGAGUAGCACAGUAUGUGUUGGAUGUAAGGUGAGAGAUAUUAAGGCACACUUUAAAUGUUGCCCCAUUUAUAAACGAAAUUCUAAUGUGUUCUGUAUGCACUUUUGUGUGUUUCGCAUGUUUCAUGCUUGUUAUUCAGUUUCUGCCAGUCUUAAAAAGUCUUCAAAGGUCUUAAUUAGUUAGUUUUGUAAUUAAGUCCUUAAAAAGGUCUUCA
Molecule: messenger RNA, 2926 nt
Organism: Xyrauchen texanus (razorback sucker)
Lineage: Eukaryota; Metazoa; Chordata; Actinopteri; Cypriniformes; Catostomidae
Product: saccharopine dehydrogenase-like oxidoreductase
Exons: 12
Coding region: 144-1427 (427 amino acids)
Biological process (GO): glycolipid biosynthetic process
Cellular component (GO): mitochondrion; plasma membrane; lipid droplet
Source: RefSeq, a predicted model, not a curated record